AUGUCUGCAGGUCUCUCGUGGACGCAGACUGAAGGUCUUCUAAAACUAGUCAACACUCUCUUUGGCAUUUUGGUAGCACCAAAAUCGAAGUUCCUUUUCCGGAAAGUUUGGAAGCAAAACCAGCGAGGCAUGGUAGAUUUUCAUUUUUUUUUUUGCGAACGAUGCUCUAGGGCAUUCGGUGUCUGUAAAGCUCCCAUCCAAGGCAAGAACAUGAGGUGCUCGCAGUGCAGCACUCUGUAUAAAGCAGAGGAAAUGGUCGCUGAUGGGACAUUUUUUAUAAUUUUCAACCUACGAAAGCAACUGCAACACCUGGUGAAAAACUGCAAGGAGGCUCUAUGGGACAACAUGGAGAAGAUUGCACAGAGGUCACAUGACAUCUUCACUGACCUGACCGACGGAGACCUUGUCAGGAAAGCACGAGAGAAGUUGGGCUGCACAAUGCACGAUUUAACGGCGAGCUUCAGUACCGAUGGAUCACCAGUUUUUAAAUCCAGCAAAACUCUAUGUGGCCCAUUCACAUGA
This is a messenger RNA of Ixodes scapularis (black-legged tick), 522 nucleotides long. RefSeq lists its product as uncharacterized. The record is from RefSeq and is a predicted model, not a curated record. Lineage: Eukaryota; Metazoa; Arthropoda; Arachnida; Ixodida; Ixodidae. The transcript has a single exon. Bases 1 to 522 code for a protein of 173 amino acids.